Messenger RNA from Schistosoma spindalis, 867 nucleotides. Lineage: Eukaryota; Metazoa; Platyhelminthes; Trematoda; Strigeidida; Schistosomatidae. The record is from the annotation of a GenBank genome assembly.
AUGUCAAGUAGUAGUGAGGCCUCUGGUGGUGUUCGGCAACGAAAUACUUUAUUUGGUCGCUUAAAGUCUGACUAUGUCAAUACUGCUAUGUUCUUUGCUCGUUUGGGGACGCUGUUCUGCUGUGUUGUAUUCUUCUUUGCGCCAAUUUUUUCUCGUUUGCAUCCGUCAGAUCUGGAGGUUUGGUAUCGAAGAGCAUUGUUAGCAAGUGCGGCGACUUCAGCCCUACGUUUACAUCAACGAAUAAAAAGUUUAAAUACAGGUUUCUCUCGAGAAGUCCUAGAGGUCUUAAUCUCUGAGGAUUCUUCUCACUAUUUGCUGUUUUCCAUUAUGUUUGCUGUAUUACCACCUGUUACAGUUUCUUUAGUGCCAAUCUUCUUAUUCGCCCUUUUACAUGUGGCCAGCUUCACAAGGGUUCUUUUAAAUACAUCUGUUUCUGUGAACAGUGGCGGAAUGAGUAAUGGUUCAGAUGCUCCAGUUGGUUUAUCGAACAUGUCACGUGUACAUCAAAUACUACAAAAAUCAACUGAUAAAGUGAAAGCGCAUGAUCAGAAUAUCUUACGUAUAAUUGCCUUAAAUGAAAUCAUGUUGAUGGUAAUCUGUAUAUUUAUGGCUGUUUCUGGACCUAGAAUUUUUGUCCUCCCCUUCAUUUAUUAUCCGUUCUUGAAAAUGCGUUAUAAUUCAAGGCGUAAUCCUUAUACUCGUAACGCCUUUUUGGAACUGCGUAUAGCACUUCAGAAUGUAGCCUAUCAUGCUAAGUGUCCAGCGCUUAUUUCUCGUAUAAUUUAUGGUCUCAUCAAUAUUAAAUUAGAUUGGUAUCAACUUUCUCGUGUUUUUUCUGUUUUUCGUCGUCCAUUUGUUACCUUGUGA